CCUCGCUUUCCAGGAGCCCUUUCAGCCUGACCGACCGCUUGGAACACUUUUCAAGAGGGUCUGAGGCCGGCCUUCUGCCCUGGAGGACCUCCUGGGACAGCCGUUUCCUGCUGCUAAGCCAGCCCGCUUUCUCUCCUUCUCCAUCUGUUUCUUGCAUGCGACAAACUGAAACAAGCAACAUGUCUCUGCAGUGCACCAAGUCAGCGGGACACUGGAAGAUCGUGGUGUGGGAUGAGGAGGGCUUCCAAGGCCGGCGGCAUGAGUUCACAGCUGAGUGCCCCAGUGUGCUGGAGCUUGGUUUUGAGACUGUGCGAUCUUUGAAAGUGCUGAGUGGAGCGUGGGUGGGUUUUGAGCACGCCGGUUUCCAAGGGCAGCAGUAUGUGCUGGAGCGGGGUGAGUACCCGUCCUGGGAUGCCUGGAGUGGCAACACGUCCUACCCCGCCGAGAGGCUCACCUCCUUCCGGCCCGUGGCCUGCGCUAACCACCGCGACUCGAGGCUGACCAUCUUUGAGCAAGAGAACUUCCUGGGCAAGAAAGGAGAGCUGAGCGACGACUAUCCCUCCCUCCAGGCCAUGGGCUGGGAUGGCAAUGAAGUGGGCUCCUUCCACGUCCACUCGGGGGCCUGGGUUGGCUCCCAGUUUCCUGGCUACCGAGGUUUUCAGUAUGUGCUGGAGUGUGAUCACCACUCAGGCGACUACAAGCAUUUCCGGGAGUGGGGCUCUCACGCCCAGACCUUCCAGGUGCAGAGUAUCCGGAGGAUCCAGCAGUGAGCAGGCGGGCCAGCGCUGAGCAGUGAACGUGUGCUUGUCUGGAACAGAGGCGCUUUGGAGGCUGUUACAUGCUCUCUCCUCUGCCCCCCCCCUGUAACCCGUACGACCCCAGCACCCAUGUGGGCCAGUCCAUGCACAGUCAGCACGAAAAACUAAAAGUAAUAAAAAAAAAAAA
Molecule: messenger RNA, 945 nt
Organism: Balaenoptera musculus (blue whale)
Lineage: Eukaryota; Metazoa; Chordata; Mammalia; Artiodactyla; Balaenopteridae
Gene: CRYBA4
Product: crystallin beta A4
Exons: 6
Coding region: 156-770 (204 amino acids)
Biological process (GO): lens development in camera-type eye; visual perception
Molecular function (GO): structural constituent of eye lens
Source: RefSeq, a predicted model, not a curated record